Messenger RNA from Suillus discolor, 2820 nucleotides. RefSeq names its product Pkinase-domain-containing protein. The coding region runs from base 1 to 2820 and encodes 939 amino acids. Gene Ontology annotation, biological process: intracellular signal transduction; protein phosphorylation. The record is from RefSeq and is a predicted model, not a curated record. Lineage: Eukaryota; Fungi; Basidiomycota; Agaricomycetes; Boletales; Suillaceae. Gene Ontology annotation, molecular function: ATP binding; protein serine/threonine kinase activity. The transcript has 6 exons.
AUGGCUAUUAAACCUAACUGCGUCGCAAAAUACGUUGAAUGCAUUACACCUAAUAUUAUACUCUCAGAACGACGACGACAACGACAGCGAUCACAAGCAGUCAACAUCGUCUUCUUUGACGUCCUUCGUUGUUCCAAUAACGCAUUACAACUAUCCCCCCGACCACACGAGCUCAUGUUGCAGUAUUCCGCUCAACCGAUUCCCCUUCCUCUUCCCUAUAAACAGAAUCGUACUAAAGAUAUUCCCCAUAAUGACUACCCACAUGCACAUUCUCGUCUUUUCAACAGGCGUUUCGCUAAAGAACAAAUUCGCAAACAACCUUCUUCCGUUCUGACUCCACCUGUUUUACCAAUUUCUAUUCCAUCCCCAAUUUCUAUUCCAUCGCCACCUUUACCACCAAGCCCAAUUCUUCCAUCAGUAUCAUCUCUCAUAGAAGAUGUCUUAGCUCCAGGUGACCUCGUAGGCGAGGACCUACUUCUCCAGGGCGAUCCAGUUCGUCCUUGCGUCCUCGCUCCAAUAGAUAUGAACACUGCAAAAGAAUUCCAAGUCGUUCGUAGACUAGGAACAGGCAGCUAUGCAGUCGUCUAUCUUGUCCGUGAAGUCAUCUCCCGUAUGCCCAUCAGCGACGACGGCCACGUUGGCGUCCUUGAUCUCGAUCCAACCCCUCCACCUAUCCACAGCUUACAUGAAGUCACAAUACACCAAUCCCUCUCUCCACAUCCGAACAUUGUCACACUCCACCGUACCCUCGAGACUGACGCUUUUCUACUCCUUGUCUUGGAGUUUGUCCCUGGCGAAGAUCUCUUUUAUUUCCUCGAACAAGCACGCGAUCACUAUGCCCCAGACGAGAACACAGAGAGCAAGACUCCUCCUACCCCUUCUCUUCUCGCCUCUCUUCACCCCUCUGCGUUACUAAGCCAUACCCGCCUUAGACUCAUCGCAAGCAUGUUCGCCCAAAUGUGCGAUGCAGUCGCCGCAUGUCAUGACCAGCGUGUCUUCCACCGCGAUAUCAAGCCAGAAAACUUUAUCGUCACAGACGGCUACGCACCUUCUUCCUCUUCAGACAACAUGGAGCGCAAAGUCCUAGUCAAACUCACGGACUUUGGCCUGAGCACAAAUGAGGUGGAAAGCGCCGACAUGGACUGUGGGAGCGCGCCCUACAUGAGCUUCGAGUGCCGUAAUAACGUAGCUCCGACCUACAGCCCCGAGAGAAGCGACGUCUGGAGUCUUGGUAUCGUCUUGAUCAAUAUGUUGUACCACUAUAAUCCAUGGACAGACACCUCUGACGGUGCCUGUUCCUCUUUUUCUCUGUUCCGCGCACACGGCGCCCACUUUUUCAUGCAGCGCUUUACCGGUAUGACCUGGCCCGUCGCCGAGUUCCUCACCCAGCGCAUAUUCGUCCUACCCCCAUUUGACGCUAGCCACAUGCCUGUCACUGCCCGCCAAUUCGGUGCAUGGAUCAAGGAUCUCCCUACCCUCCUGUGCGAUCGCGAGCCCUCCCACAGAGGCCACAAGCGUGUCCUCAGCACAGCCUCAUCAACACUCGGCCACCCCCUCUCCUCAUGCCCGCCCUCUCGCCGCCCCUCAUCCCGCGCAGCACUGCGCACCCCACUCGUAUGCAGCAGGUCACUGAGCAGAGCUCCAAGUGUCGGUGGUGUCCUCGUCGAAGAACCCGAAGACCUCUCUCGUGAGCGCCAAGACGAGCACAACGAAGACGACGACGGACGGUCACGAUCGACGAAGAAACGGGGAAAGCGCGGGUCGCGAAAAGCAGCGCAGAAAACGACAACGGACGAGACACUCCAGACGCUUGCUGUCGCUUCGCAGAGCUUGGCACGGGAGAUCAGUCUUGCGAGUCGGGGUGCAAGCCGCUCGUCGCUUGGUAUCGUUGAUUUGGACAGGAAUGCAAGUCAUGCUUCGAGCCUUGCAAGGCUUGCCACUGUGGAGACGGAAGCGCCGAGGCCUGUAGUCGCGAAGAAGCCAAGCAAGUGGAAGUUGGGUUUCGGGAGCGGCAAGACUAUUGUUACACCCACGGAAGAGACACCAGUGACAGGCACCGCGAGCAACGUCACCACUCUUAUCAUGGGGCUCUCCCAACCUACACUAAAUCCAAGCGGCGGUCCCAAACCCUCGCCGUACAACACGCACAAUGCUAUCAAUGUCAACUCGAGCACGAGUGUCAAUGGUGGUGUGUACAACCCGCUUACGAGACAGCGGAGUCCGGCGGACGAGGCACGCACGUGGGCGCGCGGGCGGAGACCUGGUUCGUCUACGUUUAGCACUGCCUUCAGCACCGCCGCUCCUUCUGUCAACAACGGGAACUCCAACGUCAACGCAAACGGGAGCACAAGAGGUCAUUCACCACCAGGCAGCGUCCGCAGCACCAACUGGCGAAGCUCGAUGAGCAGCGCAAGCACGAGCACCUCUGCAUUCACGCGGUACAGCAAUUCAAGCGUGAGGAGCGUGUCGACGACUGCUACGAGUGUGAGUAGUGGCAGUGGCAAUUGGAGGAAUGGGGGGCAGGCUACAACACAGGUUCCGAAGAAUAUCAAGAUCAUGAAUGGUGUCCCUUGGGAACUCGACGAGCUUCCACGGCAGCUCCAUAUUAAUCCCGUAGGCGAUAUCUUCGGACAGCCUCCCCAGCGGAAAGCGCGGACGAAGAAACCGAAGCUGGAUACGAUUAGCGAGAAGCCUGCGCCGCUGAGGGAUGCUGCUACUAGUACGACUGAUUUGGGGGGUGGUGAGGAGGAGACGCCGAAAAAGGUGCAGAAGGGCCAGAUCCAUGCGCUGGCAAAGAUGCUCUCUGCUUUGAGGCUCUGA